UAAGACAACAUGGCGGCGCCUGUGUCUAACAUGGCUCGCGGUGGCAGCCGCUAUGGAUGGCGGUUGCUCCUGAGAAAGAACCACCGCUGCUUCGACCGCCAGCCUAGGUUGCUCUCUGCUGCCUCCGCCUCCACUAGCACUGACCUGCUGCCCUCGCUGCACAGGCGGGGCGUUUUGAAAGACUCCUUCCCCGAAUCGGCUGCUCAGGUCGAGCUCCCUCAGCUCCUCCGCUCCGGACCGCAGUGCGUGUACUGCGGCUUCGACCCCACGGCGGACAGCCUGCACGUGGGCAACCUGUUGGCCAUCAUCGGCCUGCUGCACUUCCGGCAGGCUGGACACGAUGUGGUCGCGCUGAUCGGGGGGGCGACCGCGCAGAUCGGCGACCCCAGCGGGAGGACCACGGAGCGGGAGCCGCUGUCCGCCGAGGUCCUGGAGGCCAACAUCAGAGGGGUGAGGAGCGGUUUGCAGCAGGUGUUCAGCAACCACGAGCUGCACUUCUGCGGCCCAUCGCCGCGGCUGGGCGCCGUGAGCAUCCUUAACAACGCCGCCUGGUACCGCGGCUGGGACGCCGUGGGCUUCCUGUGCACCGUGGGCACGCACUUCCGCAUGGGCACCAUGCUGAGCCGACAGGGCGUGCAGUCGCGCCUCCGCAGUCCGCAGGGCAUGAGCCUCAGCGAGUUCUGCUACCAGGUCUUCCAGGCUUAUGACUUCUACCACCUGAACCAGCAGCACGAGUGCAGGAUCCAGCUGGGGGGCACGGACCAACUGGGCAACCUCAUGUCCGGACACGAGCUCAUCCACAAGAUGACGGGACAACAAGUGUACGGCCUUACCGUCCCGCUGGUGACCAGUACGGCGGGGGACAAGCUGGGCAAGUCCGCCGGGAACGCCGUGUGGCUGAACGGGGACCGCACCUCCCCGUUCGAGCUGUACCAGUACUUCGUGCGGCAGCCUGAUGCCAACGUGGACAGGUACCUCAGGCUGUUCACGUUCCUCCCAGAAGCGGAGGUGGACCAUGUGAUGGAACAGCAGAGGCAGGAUCCUAGCAAGCGGCCUGCGCAAAAACGCCUGGCUGCGGAGGUCACAAAGCUGGUCCAUGGCAGGGAGGGCCUGGAGAGUGCUAAGAGGUGUACCAGCGUUCUAUACCAGGAGAACCUGCAGGCCCUGGAGCAGAUGAGUGACACGGAGCUGCAGGAGCUGUUCAGGGAGGCUCCGUUCUUGGAGCUGCUGGUGGAGCCUGGAACCACAGUGCUGGAUGCCUGCAGACAGGCCAGGGCUAUCCCUGAGGGCGCCAGAGGGUACAACAUGAUCACAGAGGGGGCUGUUUGGAUCAACCACAGCCGGACCACCAACCCAGACCAGGUGCUGAUAUCAGGCCAACACAUCCUGUCCAAUGGCCUGACACUACUCAGGGUGGGCAAGAGGAACUACUACAUCCUCAAGUGGCUAAACCUGUGACAUGUGUGAACAUCUCCUCUGCAAGCCUUCAGCUCCAGCUUGUGGUACUAAACUGAUAUCAGAAUAAGGAAUAAAAAAAGUGUCCAUAUCAUGUGUAUUAAUGUGUACAGAAUUUAUUACAUUUUAAAUGUUACCCUGUUCAUAACAGUGUAAUUUUCUUUAGACAUUUAUGCUAUAGUAACAUUGGUCAAUUAUGUAUAUAAAAUGUAUUCCUGGUUUUUGCACUUUUGUAAUAAAAGCAAAAUACAUAGUGUGUUUUUGCCUAGCAAUGUAGGGAGGAUAUCAACAUACUAAUUGUGUCACUUUCUGCAUGGACGCAUCAUAGCUAGCAGAACUGUAUCCUGCUUCUCUAAUAACAAACCCCGGGCCCCACGUGACUUAAAGCCUCAUCUUAAUCAGAAGAAGAAACCCUAAAGGGUAGGAAAUGUGUAGGAAGUGAGGUAUGCUCAAAGAGAGCAGAACAUGAGGAUUAGGAGUGCCAAGGACAUCUACAGGAAGGAGGUGGAGGAAAAGCUGAAAUUGAAACAGGUACAGGAGAUGCCCUGGAGAACAUCAUUGGUUAUAAGCAGUUCCUGACCAUGACAGAACCAGUGAGUUAAAUGUUUUUUCAUAGUAUUCUUUGUACUUUGCACCAUUCCUUUUUCCAGUUCUGCUUAGAUUACCAAACUCUCCUGAUGAAAAGUAUCCUCACAGCAUGAUGCUGCCACCACCACACUCCAUUUUAGGGAUGGUGAUUUUUUUGGCAUGCGGGCAAUUACCUUUUUCCAUAUCUUAGCUGAAUCACUUUAUUGCUAUCUGACAAACUCCAAAGGGGCUUUGAGAUUUUUUCUUAAAUGCUUCUUUCACACCUUUUCAUGCAGGCCAGCUUUGUGCAGAGCUCUUGCCUUAUUUCGGUCACAAGCUUUGGUUACAGAAAGUACA
Messenger RNA from Scleropages formosus (Asian bonytongue), 2379 nucleotides. RefSeq names its product tyrosyl-tRNA synthetase 2, mitochondrial (gene yars2). The coding region runs from base 10 to 1458 and encodes 482 amino acids. Gene Ontology annotation, molecular function: ATP binding; RNA binding; tyrosine-tRNA ligase activity. Gene Ontology annotation, biological process: tyrosyl-tRNA aminoacylation. The transcript is spliced from 5 exons. The record is from RefSeq and is a predicted model, not a curated record. NCBI's taxonomy places the organism in Eukaryota, Metazoa, Chordata, Actinopteri, Osteoglossiformes, Osteoglossidae. Gene Ontology annotation, cellular component: mitochondrion; cytosol.